AUGCCAAGCUCUAUCAUCGACCCCAGCCAAUACCAAGUCACUCACAUCACCGACCACUUUGACCUGGUGAAGUAUACCCGCGAUCGCAACCUGGCAGCCUGGCAGGGCCAGCUCUCGACCGAUGACUACGUGAUUAGAGAGUUUGUUUUGGGCAAGUGCAAAGUAACGCUGUCCAAAGCUGACCGGUUAUUGGUUUACCACUUGAGCAAGAAGUCCGACGAAAACGUCCCGUUGCUGCUGAUUGAAAUCUUGAUUCGGAGGUCACUCAAAUAUGUUCGUCGAGGCGAUGACGUUGAGGUUACCCCGGUGUUACUGGGUUGCAUUGGAGCUGUAUUUACGUAUCCCGAAAACAGAGGUCAAGGAUUGGCGAAAAUAAUGGUUGAUAAGUUAGUUGAGGAGGUUCGGGAUGUGAUUGGAUCGGAUGGGUUCAUUUUCCUUUACUCUGAGGUGGGCGAAUACUACGCGAAACUGGGAUUCAUGCUGAUGCCAGUUGAUCUAAUCCAUAUCCCGAUGACCUCGGAACAAUUCGAUGUUGAAGGUGACGUCGAGUUGAUUAACUACCACCAAUUCUCUCCGGUUAUGGAUGAGUACGCUCGCCAACUUGACGCUAAGUGCCGCAAAGAAACCGCCGCUGACGGCAAGAUGCGGGUGCAAGUGGUCCCCACCGCUGACAUCGUCGACUGGUUCCACGUUCGGGCCAAAUACAUCUCAUAUAAGAAGUUUUACGAGGAGCCGGACCAGGACACAAAAUUCGAUUUCCUCAACCUGAGCUACGCUGCCAUCAACCACGAGUUCGAGAAGAUUGAACCCCAAGCGUUUGGCGUCAAACUCUCGAAGAACGGCGUGCUUGUUGGGUUUAUUGUGUGGACAAUGGACUGGAUUAACCUGAGUGAAAACUAUGUCACUGUGCUUAAGACGGUGGUGAUGCCUGGCUACGACGUCGACUCCACCACCAUCGACCUUUUCAAGGCGAUGCGCAACCACCUUUACACUGCCAACUCGGUUGUUGGCGAGACUAAGCGGCUUGUGGCGUGGGAGCUGGAAGUGACGACUACGGUGCGCGACUGGUUCGUGCUGGAAUGGGCCGCCAAGGCAGGCUUGGAAAACGGACUGAGGCUGGCAAUUUUGAUGUGCAACCCAACCGAAGACGCUGCAUUGAAAAACGGCCAAGUGGUUUGGGAAGGCAACGACAAAAUCCCCUGGUUUUAG
Molecule: messenger RNA, 1209 nt
Organism: Diutina rugosa
Lineage: Eukaryota; Fungi; Ascomycota; Pichiomycetes; Serinales; Debaryomycetaceae
Exons: 1
Coding region: 1-1209 (402 amino acids)
Source: RefSeq, a predicted model, not a curated record